Molecule: messenger RNA, 1344 nt
Organism: Meloidogyne enterolobii
Lineage: Eukaryota; Metazoa; Nematoda; Chromadorea; Rhabditida; Meloidogynidae
Source: the annotation of a GenBank genome assembly
UUAUCAUUGUGAUUGUGAAUUCAUUCCCAAUUAUCAUUGGGAAUAGAAUGUUUUAUAGUAAGAUCCUACGGGCUUCCUCGUUCUCUUAGCUCUCAAAAUAUGCUAUAAAAGCAACGGCUUCACCUCGUCAGUACCACCACUCAUCUCUACUCAUCUUUAUUGACCGUCGUCUACAACUACAGCAGUCGCAACCGGCAGAUGUCAGGAGCUGAUUCUACUCUUGGUGGCCAGCCAAAAACCCGAACACAGCGCCUCCGUGGGCGGGAUUUCUAUCACGGGAUGAUCCAGCGGGCUGACGUCAACGAGCUUCUGGUGAAGAAUGGAGACUAUCUGCUUCGAAAGACCAACGCAGGGGAAAGUCGACUUGCUCUGAGUGUUAAAUGGGCUGAUCAAAUCCGUCACUUCGUUGUGCUUGAGCAGGAAAAGGACGUCUUCUUCGAAGAACAAGGUCAUCACGAACCGGAGGUGGAUGCCCUGGUCAAAUGGCAUGAGCGUAAAAAGAAGCCAAUAACUCAACAAUCUGGAGCCAUCAUAAAAAGAGCAAUUGCGAGGGAGGAAUGGGUUUUGACACACGAAUCGGUGACGCUCGGUGAACAAAUAGGCGCUGGACAGUUUGGAGAGGUUUUCAAGGCCAAGUUCAAGACUACACAGGGCACCAAGGUUGACGUCGCAGUCAAAACACUGCGGGAUGGCGAAGCUGUAAGCAAUCAAAAGAGUUUCCUUUCAGAGGCUCGUCUUAUGCGACAACUUCGUCACGAGAACGUCGUGCGGAUGUUUGGGGUCGCUGUCUAUGAGCACCCAAUGAUGAUCGUCAUGGAACUGUGCACAGGUGGAAGCCUUCUUCAUCAGCUUCGUGCUCGUCAGACAUCACCCGAGGAGAAGUUUCGUUGGGGUUUUGAGGCGGCCAAAGGCCUUGACUACAUCAACUCCAUGGGGUACGUACAUCGGGACAUCGCUGCGCGCAACUGUUUGCUGACCGAAUCGACGACACUCAAGAUAGCUGAUUUUGGACUCACGCUCAAGACGAAGCAGGCCCAGAUGGAAAGCCUCGGGAAAGUUCCAGUCAAGUGGUUGGCUAAAGAGACGCUGGAGCUCGGCAUCUACAACGCCCACACAGACGUAUGGUCAUAUGGGGUCCUCUGUUGGGAAAUAUACAGCAACGGGAAGGAGCCAUAUCCGGGCAUGAGCAAUAUGCAGGCUAGAGCGCACAUUCUACUUCAUGGCUACCGAAUGCCGAUCCCUGAGGGUACACCUGAGAAGGUUGCUGAACUGAUCACCAGCUGUUGGAAUGGAAAUCCAUCUGAGAGGCCACACUUCAAGGAAAUUGUCGAGAUGCUACAAUAA